Mesorhabditis spiculigera is the source of this 1323-nucleotide messenger RNA. NCBI's taxonomy places the organism in Eukaryota, Metazoa, Nematoda, Chromadorea, Rhabditida, Rhabditidae. The record is from the annotation of a GenBank genome assembly.
AUGACUGGCGUUGGAGACACGGUCCCGCCGUGGCUCGCCGCACACCCGGCCUACCACGGCUAUCUGCCGCGCGAAGACGUGCCGACGCUGUUGUCGAAGGACGGCUCGUAUCUAGUGCGGGUCACACAGGUUUCGGAAGAAGGUGGGGUGACGCAUACUUCGUAUGUCAUCUCCUACCACCUGACGAAGGGCCAAUGGGCCGAGGCGCAGAGCCAGCAAGAGGGCAAGGGCUUAGCCGGUGGCGGUAGUGGCAGAUCGACGGGCACGCCUGCUGAAGAGAAUAUGAUCCGUCAUAUUGCCGUCAAAGAAUCGAACGGGCUGUACACAAUCAAUGAGAAGAACCUGUUCACCUCGAUCAAGGAGUUGAUCACACAUCACGCCGGCCACGAGGAAAUGAUCGGCGGCAGCGGGCUGAAGUACAAAUGCCGGCUGGAGACCCCGAUGCAACGCCAAGGCUGGGAGAUCCAGCACGACGACAUCAAGAUCGAAGAGAAGCUCGGCGAGGUGGGUCAAUUUGGACUGGUGAUGCGCGGCGAGCUGCGGCGCCCUUCGGGCAAAUGGGUGCCGGUGGCGCUGAAGCAGACGAAGGACGACUGUGCCGCCUCCAAGCAGAAGCGCAAGGAGAUUAUGGCCGAGUGCCGGCUGAUGCGAGGCCUCGUCCAUCCGAACGUGGUGCGCUUCUACGGCGUGGCGGUGGCAAAGCAGCCAAUCUACAUCGUGCUCGAGCUUGUGCCUGGCCUCGAUCUGCACAACUACCUCCUCCACAACCGCGGCAAGGUCAACAAGAGCCAGCGCCACGGAUUUGUGGCCGGGGUGGCGUUCGGCAUCGAGUACAUCCAUUCGCAGGGCAUCAUCCAUCGCGAUCUGGCCGCUCGGAAUUGCCUCGUCGACACGGCGAAGAAUAUGGUAAAGAUCAGCGACUUUGGCAUGUCCAUCCGGGCCAGCGAGUACGAGCUGACGCGACGCAAGAAGGGCGGCGACGUCAAGCUGCCGCUGCGCUGGUUGGCCCCCGAGUGCAUCAUUGAGUUGCGCUACACGCAGAAGACGGACGUGUGGGCAUUUGGGCUGAUCGUGCUCGAGAUUUACGCCGAGGGCAAGCAGCCGUACGACGGCAAGCGCAACGAGCAGGUCAAGGAGUUGCUGAACAACGGCGUGAAGCCGCAGCUCCCGAAGGCGGCCGGGAAGAAGCUGCACGAGUACAUGGACAACCACGUCUUUGCCAGCGUCGAGAAGCGCGCCCUGAUGCCCGACGUGUGCAAUUUUGUCGUCGAAUGGAGCGGAAUUCAGCGCCCGAAGAUCGAGGAGGAGGAAGAGGAAGGGACC